Molecule: messenger RNA, 3718 nt
Organism: Dromiciops gliroides (monito del monte)
Lineage: Eukaryota; Metazoa; Chordata; Mammalia; Microbiotheria; Microbiotheriidae
Product: zinc finger protein 420-like
Biological process (GO): negative regulation of transcription by RNA polymerase II
Molecular function (GO): DNA-binding transcription repressor activity, RNA polymerase II-specific
Source: RefSeq, a predicted model, not a curated record
CUGGCAUUCUUGUGCCCCAGGACCAGCCUGUCCUGCUUUCUGCCCCUCUCCACUUCCCCUAGAACCUGGGUUUUGAGGGGUGAAGAGGGAACUAGUGAGACCUCCCAGGGGAGGGAUUCCAGUGGCUGAGUCAGGUAACAGCCACACCCCUGGACUUAGAGGGAGAUGUGAAGGUGUGUGUAAGUAGAUAGAGAAAGGUUAUCACAUGUGCUGUGACCUAUGCCCUGGGACCCAGGUGUCCUGGCCUCAGCUCCCCCUUAGGAUCCAGCUGUCUUCCUCUGAGAGAACAUCUCUGAGGGAAGAAAAACAAGACAGAAGGAAACGCUCCCUCAGUGUGACGACUGGGGUAUGGAAGGUGAGAUCUCUCUGCCUUCCCUGGACCUGAGAUCUCUCUGUCUUCUGGGAGCCAGCUCUGCACAAGCAGGUGCCAGGCCAGUUUGCAGACAACCAGAACUGGAACCAGAGAGAAUGGCCCCAGGGACCCAGAGACCCUCAUCCCAGGAGUUGGUGACAUACAAGGAUGUGGCUGUGGAUUUCACCCAGGAGGAGUGGCACCUCUUGGACCAUUCUCAGAGAGAGCUGUACAAGGAGGUCAUGCUGGAGAAUGUCCAGAACCUGCUCUCUGUGGGACUUCCAGUUUCUAGAGAAGAUUUCAGUUAUUCUUUCCAGGAAGGGGAAUCACCAGGGAUGGUAGAGCACAAAGGUCCAAGGAACUCCUGGCAAGGUGGAGAGACCAUGUUGGUUGUGAAGAAGAUGGCUACAAAGGUUAACAUUUCUGUGGAAGAAUUUGGCCAGCAUAGAUUUGAGAACAAUGGUGCAAAGACCUUUGGCUGGAACUCCAAUCUUAUUAGUUAUCAGGACAUUCACAAUGGAAAAAAGUUUUAUAAAUGUAAUCAGUGUGGAAUGACUUUCACCGGGGAAUCCCCUCUUGUGGUACAUCAGAGAAUCCAUACUGGAGAGAAACCUUAUAAAUGUUAUCAGUGUGGAAAGACUUUCACAGAGAGUUCCAGUCUUGCUUACCAUCAGAGAAUCCACACUGGAGAGAAACCUUAUGAAUGUGAUCAGUGUGGAAAGGCUUUCAAAGUGAGUUCCAGUCUUGUUGCACAUCAGAGAAUCCACACUGGAGAGAAACCUUAUCAAUGUAAUCAGUGUGGAAAGAGUUUCACAGAGAGUUCGAGUCUUGCUAAACAUGAGAGAAUCCACACGAGAGAGAAACCUUAUGCAUGUAAUCAGUGUGGAAAGGCUUUCACAGUGAGCUCCAAUCUCGCUGCACACCAGAGAAUCCAUACUGGAGAGAAACCUUAUGAAUGUAAUCAGUGUGGAAAGGCCUUCACAGUGAGCUCCCAUCUUGCUGCACAUCAGAGAAUCCACACUGGAGAGAAACCUUAUGAAUGUUAUCAUUGUGGAAAGACUUUCACAGUGAGCUCCCAUCUUGCUGCACAUCAGAGAAUCCACACUGGAGAGAAACCUUAUGAAUGUAAUCAGUGUGGAAAGGCUUUCACAGUGAGCUCCAGUCUUGCUCAGCAUCAGAGAAUCCACACUGGAGUGAAACCUUAUGAAUGUUAUCAUUGUGGAAAGACUUUCACAGAGAGUUCCAGUCUUGCUAAGCAUCAGAGAAUCCACACUGGAGAGAAACCUUAUAAAUGUUAUCAUUGUGGAAAGACUUUCACAGAGAGUUCCAGUCUUGCUAAGCAUCAGAGAAUCCACACUGGAGAGAAACCUUAUCAGUGUAAUCAGUGUGGAAAGGCUUUCAAAGUGAGCUCCAAUCUUGCUGCACAUCAGAGAAUCCACACUGGAGAGAAACCUUAUCAAUGUAAUCAGUGUGGAAAGGCUUUCACAGUGAGCUCCCAUCUUGCUGCACAUCAGAGAAUCCACACUGGAGAAAAACCUUAUGAAUGUUAUCAUUGUGGAAAGACUUUCACAGAGAGUUCCAGUCUUGCUAAGCAUCAGAGAAUCCACACUCGAGAGAAACCUUAUAAAUGUUAUCAGUGUGGAAAGACUUUCACAGAGAGUUCCAGUCUUGCUAAGCAUCAGAGAAUCCACACUGGAGAGAAACCUUAUGAAUGUAAUAUAUGUGGAAAAGCUUUCAAAGUGAGCUCCAGUCUUGCUGCACAUCAGAGAAUCCACACUGGAGAGAAACCUUAUGAAUGUAAUAUAUGUGGGAAAGCUUUCAAAGUGAGCUCCAGUCUUGCUCAGCAUCAGAGAAUCCACACUGGAGAGAAACCUUAUGAAUGUAAUCAGUGUGGAAAGGCUUUCAAAGUGAAGUCUACUCUUGCUGCACAUCAGAGAAUCCACACUGGAGAGAAACCUUAUCAAUGUAAUCAGUGUGGAAAGACUUUCACCAGAUCCCAUCUUGCUGCACAUCAGAGAAUCCACACUGGAGAGAAACCUUAUGAAUGUCAUCAGUGUGGAAAGGCUUUCAAGGUGAGCUCCCAUCUUGCUGCACAUCAGAGAAUCCACACUGGAGAAAAACCUUAUAAAUGCUAUCAUUGUGGAAAGACUUUCACAGAGAGUUCCAGUCUUGCUAAGCAUCAGAGAAUCCACACUGGCAAGAAACCUUAUGAAUGUCAUCAAUGUGGAAAGGCUUUUACGCAGAUCCCAUCUUGCUGCACAUCAGUGAAUCUACACUGGAGAGAAAUCGUAUGAAAGUAAUCAGCGUGGAAAGGCUAAAAAGAGGAUUUUUAACCUUUGCUGUCAAAGUUAUUGCCAAUGGAGAAUUUAUUAAAGAUCUCCUAUCUGCCUCAAAACCCCGAUCUGCUCUAGUUAUUAUUCAUUGUCCUGCUCACACAGGAAAAACCAACCCUGUUUCAAAAGGGAAUGAAUAGACUGCGGCUGCUGCUGCUAAGCUUGCUGCUUUGGAAGCCCCUGAACAUGUAUUUUAAUCUUUCUUCUUCUGAUAAUGUUUCCAUUUCUCUUACUUAUGAUAAGUCUGAAGUAGUGAAGUGGAAAAAGAACUUCAAAGAUAAAGAAGUGAGUGGCGUCUGGGUUACUUUGCAGGGGAAGCCACUUCUCCCCUGGAGCUUCUACCAUCAGAUAUGCCUCUCUAUUCACAGAAAAGGCCAUUUUGGCACACAAUGAAUUGUGGACUCAGUAAAAAGGGUUUGGAUUGCCCCUGGAGUUACUAAUGUGGCCUCUAGGGUUUGUGCCUCUUGUUCUGUCUGUCAAACUUAUAAUCAACAUGCCUUCAGAGCUAAAGCUUAUGUAGGGCUUCCUUUAGCAUAUACACCUUUUGAGCAUCCACAAAUUGAUUAUAUCACAAUGUCUAAGGCAUCCACAUGUGACUUGGUGUCCAGAAGUUAUGUCUAUAGAACCACCUAUAAUCAUGUCAAUCAAAGAUACCAGCCUAUUAUCUUGGAGGUAUGUGUGUGGACAGCCCUGCUUCCUGUUUCACAGUUUCUAGGAGAAGCCGCUGAGAAUUGGUCUCUUUCCAUAAGGAUUUUGGCGUGGUGGCAGAACUUCAGGGGGGCUGCUAGGAAAGAAUGUUCACUCUUUUUGUUUGGGACUUUGGCUUGGUGGAAGAGAGAGAAAAGGCAGACAGAGAAAAAGAGAGGAAAGUAGGUAGCAAGUAGAUAGACUUUUGUGGUGUUACGGGACCUCAUGAGUUCUCUUUACUCUUCAAUAAAUCCUUAAAAGCCUAAACUCUUGUUGAAUUUAUCAGUAAAUCUUAGCCAGUCCCUCCCCCCCCCCCAAAAAAAAACACUGGGGGGCAGGGGCAGGU